Aspergillus melleus is the source of this 384-nucleotide messenger RNA. RefSeq lists its product as uncharacterized. Bases 1 to 384 code for a protein of 127 amino acids. Lineage: Eukaryota; Fungi; Ascomycota; Eurotiomycetes; Eurotiales; Aspergillaceae. The transcript has 3 exons. The record is from RefSeq and is a predicted model, not a curated record.
AUGAAGCCACUCAGUUCAAACGGUCAGGAAAACCUGGCCGGAGCGACUUUCCAUGCUCGGACCGAUAACACAUAUAUCGUCGCUGGCCCGGGAUCGGGCACGUUCGAAUUUGCCGACUUCGUCAAUGCCAAAGCCGGAGGAAUGGUGUGGGGCAAGGCGUUCCUCCAGACGCUCUACGUCGCGGACCUUUUCUACAUCGCCUGCAUCACCUUCAUCAAACUCUCGAUCCUCUCCUUCUUCCACAACCUCUUCUUCAUCUCCGUCGCCUUCCAGCGCUGGGACUCGCCAUUGCCCUCUUCGUCGUCUGGUUUUCGUCUUCCUCCUCCUCAACGCCUUCCAAUGCCGCCCUGUCCACAUGCUCUGGGACGCCAUGAGCUCUGUUGA